GCUAAAGUGUGCGAGACCAGCGACGCGUGAUUACUUUUAUCAACCAUUAAAUACAUUGGACGGAUUCGACAUUUCCCUCGCAGGACAGUUCACCGUGUUCGGAUUAAGAUGGUGUCAAGACUUUAAAGGAAUGUGACGGAGCACAAAACUGCUAACGCUAUUCCUGUCUCGCCCUGACACCCAUCAAAGAGCUGCAUACGUCGUUUCUUUAUCUGUCCCUGCUGAGGAGAGGGAGAGCGUGGAGCCGAGGCUGGCCUGCUGCUGCACCAGGCGCCGGCGUGAGCUGCGGGGAGUCCAUCAUGGCUGCCGUCUGAUCCUCCUCAGCGCUGUUAAGAGUUUUCACACCUUGAAGAUUUGCCCUGUGUCUGCAGCAGUGUAGUAGAAGAGUCCAUUCUCCCACCUCUGGGCCCAUGGAGGGCUUUCCAGUCCACUGAGCCUCAGGCGCCACACCAGGACAAGAACCAUGUCCGCCUGCAACACCUUCACAGAGCACGUGUGGAAACCGGGUGAGUGCAAGAACUGCUUUAAACCCAAGAGUCUGCACCGCCUCAGCGAGGGUGCCCCAAGGAAAGGUCCCCCUGAGCGAGCCCAGGCUCAACAGAGCCACGCUACAACUGGAGCCACCAAGCCCAACGCCAACCUUGCCAACAGCUCCCAACGGAGCGGUGGCACAGCACGCUCUGCUCAGUUCCGGCCACCUGUUGCCAAGAAGCCCACAAUUGCCGUGAAGCCCACAAUGAUGCUACCCUGCUCCUCUACGGGCCUGGACUCUGAGGGAAACCAGCGGUCUGGUGACGGCCCAGGCACUGGCAAAACCUCCGCUUUCACAGUGUGGAACCGAAAUGGACUUAAUCACCAAAGGCCUGGUGGACCAAACAACAAUGAAGGCGAAAACGGUGGUGAUGAAAUUGAAGGCUAUGGUCCUUGCAGCCCCAGAACUCCCAGUGGCAACAACAACAACAAUGGACUCACAGAUGUGCUGAAGGAGAUUGCUGGUCUGGGCUCUGGACCCAGCACCAGUUCAAAAAACGACUUCCUAGGCAGGAUCAGCAGCUCAUACAGGCGCUCUCUGGAGAGGGGCCUACCAGCUGCUGGGUGCCUCGCCAUGGGAAGCACUAGCCAAGCCAAACGGGUAUCUCUCAGUGACAGUGCAGAGAUCAUAAGCACUGAAGGUGGACGCUUUUGCUAUCCAGAGUUCUCAAGUGAGGGGGAGGAUGAUGAUGAUGAGGAAGAUGAUGAUGAUGACAGUGAUGGUGAUGAUGAGCAUGAGAGCUGGGAUGAAAGUGACGAGGAGCUGCUGGCCAUGGAGAUCCGAAUGAGAGGUCAACCACGUUUUGCAAACUUUCGUGCUGCAACCUUGUCUCCAGUGCCCUUUGCUGCAGGAAAGAAAUGGAAUACUGUGCCACUCCGAAAUCGCUCCCUGCAGCGCAUCUGUGCUGUGGACUACGAUGACAGUUAUGAUGAAAUCCUGAAUGGUUAUCCCUCGAUGGACUCAAAUGGGGGGCCUGGCCUCCUCCCCUAUGGACAAAAUGACUUGCAAGGCAGUGGGUUUUUAUCAAACUCCGAGUCCACCACCUCCCCAGAAUCCUCAUCCUCUAUGCCUGAUGAUUCACGUACGUCAUCCAGCACUAGCAGUGUCCCGUUUGGUGUUCGCAAUGGCCUACACUCUCCUGCCCCCCGAGAGGCCCUUACUCGUGCAGCUCCAGCAGAAAGAGAGCCUCAGCCCAGAGCCUUGAGUUCACCAAAAGCCAAUGAGACCCACAAAGCUGUUCUUGCCAUUCGACUGGAGGACCAAGAAGCAAUCCAGCGGGAAGGUGGUGCUCUGCCUCAGGCUCACCCUGGCCAGCCCAUUACGAUUAGCUUUAGUCCCACAGAGGAACAAGCGAAACCUUACAGAGUAGUGAAUCUUGAAAAGCCUCCCAUUUGUAAACCUUACACUGUGGUAGAUGUGUCUGCAUCUAUGGCAAGCACAGAAAGCUAUGCCCCAGAAAGCACUCCCAAACCCAAGGGACUUUCAACUCCCUUGAGCCCACCACCUUACCCUGGCUCCCCAAUUAGUUUGUCACUGUCAGCAGGUUCCCCAAUGUCCCCAGUAUCACCGCUCCCCCCAGCGACACCAGACACUCCAACAACCCCAGUUUCACCAUCAACGGCAAACUCCUCUGCUCCUGUCAGCACUUCUCGCAAGAAGCCUGGAAACAUCCGCUACCAAGAGGUGUGGACCUCCAGCACCAGCCCUCGACAAAAGAUCCCCAGGGUCGAGCUGGUCUCUGGAGGAGCUCCUGGGCCCUCUGUACCCCCCAGACACUGUAACCACAAAUCUGCGCCCACCUCACCUAUUGCAGGUCUGUCUUCAUCCCGCACAGUUCCAGUGAAGUCCCCAAAUCUGUCAGAGAUCAAGUUCAACAGUUACAACAAUGCAGGAAUGCCCCCCUUCCCAAUCAUCAUCCGUGAUGAACCAACUUAUGCCCGCAGCUCAAAAAAUGCUGUAAAGGUACCCAUUGUUAUCAACCCCAGUGCUUAUGACAACUUGGCUGUGUACAAGAGCUUCCUAGGUCUCAGUGGUGAGCUGCCCCAGCCCAAAUCUGGUGCUGGAGGCAGGGUCACCAGUCACACCUAUGAGGAAAUUGGUUCAUCUGAGAGCGUCCAAGCCUCCCCUGAUGAGAAGUCUCCUAAUAACAAACCCACAGAAGACAAGCUCACUGCAGAGGAUGUACCAGGUGGCUUAGGAACAUCGCCAAAAUCCCUGGACUUGAACUGCAGAACCACUAGCGAACACACCACACCAGCCACCACUCCUGUGUCUCUCGUUCCUCCCACUAGCGCUUCCUCUCCUCUGCCAGGUAGUCUGCCUCCGAACAGCCCCAGCUCUGCCACACCAGGGCGGAUUCGUAAGCCCAGUGGGGAGGCCUGCAAAGACAGCAACACUGACACUAUGUCAUCAUCUGGCACCAGCACAGGACAGCGUGAGAAAGCAAGCACUGUGCUGUCCCAGAUAGUGGCUUCGAUACAGCCACCCCAGUCCCCUCCAGAGUCCCCGUCUUCUCAGAGCAAAACGUGCAGUGCUGAGGAGCUCUAUGCCCUCCCACCUGACGCCACUAGAGACACGCUCAGCAGACCCAAGUCGCUUUUCUCCUCUACGGACGGAUGUCUGUCCAAACCCAGGAAGGAGACUCCAGUUAAACAGUUGCCAAAGUCCCAGAGUGCAUCUGCCGCUGUGGCCCCAACAAGUCCUAAGGCAGAGGCAAAUCCACCUUUCCCUCCACCCAGGUCCACCUCCUCUCCAUACCAUGCUACCAACCUUCUCCAGAGGCACUUCAGCAACUGGACAAAGCCCUCUGCGGGGUCCUCUCGUCCCAGUGAUGGAGAGAUAAGUCCAGGGGUUGGGGAGGGCAGACGUCCAUCAUCUGAAAGUGCCAAGCCCAAACGCUGGAUAUCCUUUAAGAGCUUCUUCCGCCGGCGGAAGGACGAAGAUGAGCAGAAAGAGAAGGCUGAGCGCGAGAAGGAGAAAGGCAAACUGGUGGGCCUCGAUGGAACUGUAAUCACCAUGCUACCUCCGCCUCCCACGCAACGCCACCACUGGUUUGCUGAAGCCAAAGGGGAUGACCCCAGCCAGAAACCCACAAUAAUAUUUACAUACAAACCAGACAGCAGUGCCACUGGUGAUGGAGAGGGAGAGUUACGUGUUGAAGAAUGCAGGGAGGCUGCUUCAGGAGAGGUCACGGUCAUAAGGCCCUUGUCCCCUGGACAAUCGGCUCCAAAGAGCAGAGCAAGUCUCCUUAUCAGCAAAGUUAUGAGCCAAGCGCAGAUGGAGUCGGCCGAGAGCGAAAUGCCCACCGCUGCCUCCCUGCCGGCCAAGCUGGAGUUGUCGUCGGUGGCCGAGGCCGGCGCCUCGAGCGCCAGGCCCAUCCUCGCGUCAGCCAGCGAAGGCAGUGCCAGCCUCGGGGAGCAGGAGGAGGAAGGCAGUCACUCGUACUCGCCCGCCUCCAGCUCCUGCAGCGCCACCUACAGCAACCUGGGUCAGUCUAGAGCCAACAUGAUCCCUCUGAAGCACCCCAGGAACGUCAAGGCGUCGGACGACACUCUCGCCUCAGUCGACCCGGACGCCCCGGAGUCUGCGGUCAAGGACACGCCGCCUCCCCUCCCCAAGAAGGGCACCGGCGGGCGCACCUCCUCGGCUGAUGCCCACCACGCCAGGGAGGUGACGCCGAUGCGACCGCGCGCCGAGGCCAGACCAGGCGGCACCAACCUGAGCGUGGCCAACCCGCUGUACGACCUGGACUCCACCUGGGAGACGGCCAGCCAGAGCUCCUCGCUCAGCUCGGAGGCGCGCGGCGCGCUGGACCACGAGUCCGGCGACUCGCUGGAGCGGCCCACCAUCGUGGGCAAGGGCCGGCCCGCCAACAGCCUCUCCUGCCUGGCCACCGGCGCUGCCGCCUCCGCCGCCGCCAACAGCGCCACGGCCGGCCGCGAGUGGCGGGGCUGCCGCAGCGCCGAGUCCCUGGCGGGCCGGGCCCGCACCACGGGCCGGGUGCCCGCCAGCGGAGCCGGGGCGGCCGCCGCCAGCGCCAAGCCCCAGAGGCAGGCUCUCUACAAGGGCAUGGACAGCUGGGAGGAGGUGGUGGGCCGCAUCCGCGGCCUGCACACGGACACGCUGCGCAAGCUGGCCGGCAAGUGCGAGGACCGCUUCAUGGCCGGCCAGAAGGACCACGUGCGCUUCGGCACGGACAGCUGGUCCCACUUCAGGCUGACCACGGGCAAGCCCUGCUGCGAGGCCGGAGACGCCGUCUACUACACGGCCUCCUACGCCAAAGACCCGCUCGUCAACUAUGCCAUCAAGAUCUGCAGGAGUAAAGUGAAGGAGACCCAGCAGCAGUUCUUCCACAGCCUGGCGGUGAGACAGAGCCUGCCGCUCCACUUCAACAUCCAGCAGGACUGCGGCCAUUUUGUGGCCGACGUGCCCGCCCGCCUGCUGCCCUGGGAGGAGGAGGAGGAAGGCGAGAGCGAAGAAGAAGGAAAAAAAGAAGAAGAGGAAGAAGAAGAGGAGGAGGGGAAAGAGAAGAAGGAGUCGCACAGAAAGGAGAACGGCCCGGAGAGGGAGAAGAGGAAAGAGGCCGCCGAGAAGCGGUCGAGCAAAGCGUCGUCCGAGGCCUCGGACACGGCGGCGCACAACGGGCAGGAGGGGGGCGUGGCGGCCGCGGCCGCCGGGCCGUGCGGGAAGCUGCGCAGCCGCGUGGUGGUGAUCACGCGCGAGGUGCCCUUCCAGACGGUGGCGGACUUCGUGCGCGAGGGCCGCGAGCGGCACGCGCACACCCCGGACCUGUACGAGCGGCAGGUGUGCCUGCUGCUGCUGCAGCUGUGCUCGGGCCUGGAGCACAUGAAGCCCUUCCACGUGACGCACUGCGACCUGCGCCUGGAGAACCUGCUGCUGGUGCACUGCCAGCCGGGCAACCCGUGGAACCUGGACGUGCCCAACGGCGAGCCCAACAACAACAACAACAACAACCCCUUCGGCGGCGCGGGCACGGGCGCCAACGGCGGCGCCGGCACGGGGCAGGGGGCCCUGGCCAACGCCUGCCCGGCGCGCCUCAUCAUCAGCAACUUCGCCCAGGCCAAGCAGAAGGGCGCGGCGCUGGCCCAGCACCAGGCGGCCGCCGCCGCCGCCGCCGCCGACGCCCUCCGCGACCACUCGCGCCUGGCGCCCGAGAUCGUCACGGCCACGCAGUACCGCAAGUGCGACGAGUUCCAGACGGGCAUCCUCAUCUACGAGAUGCUGCACCGCGCCAACCCCUUCGAGGAGUCGCCCGAGCUGAAGGAGCGCGAGUACUCCACGGCCGACCUGCCGCCGCUGCCCGUGCGCUCGCUCUACUCGCAGGGCCUGCAGCACCUGGCGGCGCUGCUGCUCAACGCCAACCCGUCGGAGCGCAUCCAGAUGGCGGAGGCGCGCGCCUGCCUGCAGUGCCUGCUGUGGGGGCCGCGCGAGGACCUCUUCCAGGCGCUCAGCGCCUCGCCGGGGCCCGGCCACCGGCAGGCCACGCUGCAGAACUGGCUGGACCUCAAGCGGACGCUGAUGAUGAUCAAGUUCGCCGAGCGCUCGCUGGACACGGUGUGCGGCGUCAGCCUGGAGGACUGGCUCUGCUGCCAGUACCUGGCCUUCUCCACGCCGGACUCGCUCGGACGCGUCGUGCGCAUCCUGCAGCACCAGCAGCAGGCCCUGCAGGCGCUGCACGUCUGAGCCCUCCCCCCGGCGCGACUCUGGACCGCCUCUGGGCUGCUGCCGCUUACCGCUUAGCACUAGUCACCGUGCUGACGCUCCUCCCAGGGGAGGGGGCACGGCCGCAGGCCUGCUGUCUCCUCCCCCCCCGCCACGCUGGUGUCCCGACGUGCUCCUCACGACUCCCACGCGGCUACGACCAGACUCUGCCGCUCGGAGAACUGGACAAGUCCCAUCAGCUUUGUUUUGUGGCUGAUUAUUACUAUGCGCUGUACUUGUACCACAUGCAUUUUAACUACCCAUGUUAUGGUUGUGCUUUGGAUUUUGUUGUUUAUUUGUUGUUGUUUUUCCUGGUGUCCAGUCAGACCUGGUUCUGAGGCUUUCAGAGAGGUUUGAUGACCAGUACUGACCAGUUUUGAGAAACAGACUGACAAACUUAUAUAUAAAAAAAAGAAACAUGGCAAAGCAUAUCAGAACUUUCUUAACAGACACAAGCACUUCUUUGACAGAAGUGCUGCAAAAGUGGAGGGGGGAAAAAAGAUAAUUUCAUAUCAUUGCUAAAUAAUCCAUGUACCUUUUGAUAUAACUGUAGUCCAUACUCUGUGUUUUGUGAGGGAAGUAGCUGCUUCAGUACAUCUACCAGUUUGUUUGUUCAUAAUAACCUCAGUCAGAAUAGAUAGCUCGCAAGCAACUGGAAAAGACAUACCAUCAGGUCCAGAAAGACAACAGAAGGAAAGGAGAUGAAGGAGGGAGUUCAAGUUGACCUAACCGAUUUAGAAGGCAUUGAAUGUCUUUGGAACAGCAAAAGUGGCCGGCAUAUCAGGUACUUGUGAAUGAGCUGGUCUGGUAUCAGUGCUUAAUUCACCUGGCUUUUUUGGCUGCAAUCAAACCACUCAUCGCUCACCAACCGCUUCUCCGAUCAGGAGGCUGCCCCGCUGUCCACCCAAAAGCCGAGUUCGACCAGUGGAGAGGUGCUUAUGCUUAUCUUUAUCCACCGUACGUUGAUGUGGGAGUUACGCUCGUUUGGGGAAAGUCCCACAGACAUGAUUGUCAGGGAGCCAUCGCUGAGGAGUGAGGACACAGUGUGUGCUGGUGAAACGCCGAUCCAGAUCGGGCCAAGCUGUUCUGACAAGACUGUCCCUCUGAUCCAUCCUCCCCACCCCACCGCCUACACCCCACACACACACACACACACACCCCACCCCCCUCGUCCUCUUUGGUCCACAGAGGACUCUUCACAGGCUGCCCACAGGACGAGCUGUCUUAAGCCCGGGGCUUUAGGCUCUCACAGCCGGGCCGUGUGGCCAGAAUAUUAAUAGAAAGAGGGGAGGAAAGGGAGAAGAGGAAGGGAAGCGAAGGGAAGGGAGAGGUAGAGGAGGGCCACAUUAGGACAGACGGGAGACACCCUCCAGCCAAGGGACCCUGUCCUCACGUCCUCUUCUUCAGCACUUAAUGCAGAUCAGCCCUGCCUGGGUUUCAUUUUGGACAGGCGUGAACACACACACACACACACACACACACACACACGGAAGGAGAGAGAGUGAUAACAGAGUGGAACAUUAGUGGCUGUCUCUGUGGAUAGCAUCUCUUGGAAAAGUAGAUGUUCAGGCUGUUUAUCCCAAAGUCACCGAAUCUGAAUCUCAUAUUUUUCUAUCACUGAGUAAUGUUAUGCAAAACAGGCAAUGAGAGAUGAGGGGAAGGCAAGCCAAAGAUGUGCAGGAUGUGUUCUCUCUCUUUCUCACUCUAGCAUGUCAUCCAGUUACUGCUGGGUUGGAAAAAAUAAGGUUGAAAUAUUUUUGUAGAUCCAAGUGCCCUUACACAGUCAACACUGCAUAGCAAAUCUGAAUCGGUAGAUGAAAUGCCUCAGUUUUGCCUCUUGUCUGGCCCAAGUCAGUCAGCCAUGGUUCAAGUCAGUGCAAGUGAGUCAGAGUGAAUCCAGAAGUUAGGGUUUUAAACUAAAGCCCGGGUCAGAACAGCUCUAGGACGUCUUUUUACAAAUAGCUUUGGGUGGACAAAUGCUUCUCUUCUUAAAGAUACCUGUGCAAUUGUUGUUAAAACAACAUAUGGAACUGACAGUAUUUAAACAUAUUUUAUGUACUUGAUAUCAUUAUAUGCAACAUAAUAAGUUACAACUCUUAUUUUUUUUCAGUUUGGCACAUAAGUAACAAUAAGAACAUCUUGCUACAGGUUAUUUUUCUUCACAUGAACCAUACUAUGAUAUGUAAAGUGUGCUCCAAAGCCAGGAUAUGAUAUUUGCAGUGUGUGUAUGUUUUGUGUGCAUGUUGAAGGGGAAGGCUUUGGAUGUUUGUAUCAGGGACUGCACACAUUUUUCUUUUUUUCUUUUUGUUUCUAUAUUGUCUGUUAUAUAUAUAUUUUUUUCCUUUAUCGUGAUUACGAGUGACAAAAGUUUGCACAUUCAGUAGAGAACUGUCACACUCCUAGACGGAGUGAGGGAAUGAGUGUUUGAGAGGCGAGUCAGCAUGAGGGGGGUGAAAGUGACCUGAGCUGGCCCCUGUGUUUUUUAUGUCAGUCCAGCAGCACAUGGAAUGUAUGUGUGUUUGUCGAUUUCUAGCGGAGUGACCGGUGACCCUCUAGCCGAAAAAGGAUCCCUCCCUCACUUGAAGCAGCUGCCCAAUAUCACGUAUAGGCUGCGCUCGCCCCAACCCUGUUUUUCCUCCCCUUUUAAACCCAGUGUACAGAACCACUACACUCAGAGAGCUCCAGAUCAAUAGAGAUCAAGAGAGUGACCACUGCCUUAAACCAAUCUGCUCCAUCUUAGCCAGCUACUCCCGAUACCGCCCACCAGCCCAACUCUGCAUCGUCCAAGCUGAACCACAGAGAUCAGUUAUGUGGUAAAGAGACCAGUGGCAAACAGCCUGUCAGACUGCAGUCCAGUACCACACACACACACACACACACACACACACACACACACACACACACACACACGCACACUGCAGCUGCAGUGUGCAAAUCAGAUUGAUGAGCCGACCUGGGAAAGGCCCUCUGUCUCAGCUGCAGUAAUGGCAGCCUAGAAUCAAUGGCAGUAAAAGAGGGGGGAAUUUGCCACGGUGAGAUUGCAGCAUAUAGCGUAUUCAUCAGGUAUUCAGGGUCAUUUCCGUUCCCUGCAAACACUCAGAAAAUGAAAUUACAAUGAAGUCUCUUUUCGUUUGUCCCCUGAAGUCUUUAGUGUAGAUUAGCUACCGUUUUUGCCAACUACCAUGAUACAUUUCUACACACAAUAUACACAAAUGCAGUGGGAUAUCUCCAGAUUACUAAAACAGCGUUAUUAAGGCUUAGUUUUAAGGGUAAUUUGGGAUUUUAUAUUUUUUAAAGAAAAUAGUACUGUAUAUACGGUAUAUUUUAUGGAAUCUGUGACAGGUUAUCAAGAAAAAAUUUGUUCAUAAACAUAGAGACAGUACAGUGAUAUGUAGGUUUUUAAAAAAAGACCCAUUCCACUUAUAGCACCAUAUUCAUCUGCACGUCAAAACCAAAUUUUUUAAAAAGCAAAACAGCACAUACAUAUCGUUGCCUUUUUUAUUGCUGUGGCUCCCUCCUCAUGCUUCUAUAUUACGCCCUGACCCCUUAACACACACACACAUACACACACACACACACACACACACACACACUCACACUCACACUCACAUUCUGUACUCAGUGGCAGUUCUGCAGUGGAGGUGGGAUCCUCAAUAUAGCCGGGUUUGUUCUCCGAGGGACUCUGGAUGCAUAGUCCAGGUUGCUGCUGACUAGUUUAUAUACUGAGGAGUACAUGUGGACCGCACUGGUGGCCGUCCUUGUGUCAGACAGAGAGAGUGAUGAUCAAUUCUAUUUGAAUCUGUUGUAGUCAACGUCAUUGUUCAAAUCUAAUAUAAUCGACUCAAUGGCAUCUCUAGACAAGAGAGUCCAGCGCACUAAUGCUGUGCAUUAAUGCACCAGCAUGGUAGUGUUCUCCCUCCCUCUCCAGAAAAGCUUUACAUCUCCCAGCCAGCAGCGCUGAACAAUGACCAUAGUGUGAAACAAAAUGGCCUCAAUUGUAUUUGGGAAGAGGUCCUUUGUGUUCCUUUUGAUAGUUGCUGUUUGGCUUCGUGUUGUUAUUUUUCUGUUCCUGGUUCUAACUGUCAGUGUGCUGAACCACUUAAUGAGCAACUGGGAGGAACUUACUUAGUUACAUCAAGUCCAUUUACACAUUUGAACAUGUAUGCGUAGUGCUGCCAAUAUUGGGUAUAUCUGUUUUAUCAGUAUAUUUUAAUUGCCACAGAACAUACAAAGGAGCUUUCAUGGCUUUCUAUCGGUGUUUAUCUUGUGGCUCACGGUCAAACAUUGUCGAUCAAGUUAACCAACAUUAAAUAAACAGUGAAUAUAUGUUUUUAUA
Messenger RNA from Sardina pilchardus (European sardine), 10589 nucleotides. It is a transcript of the gene peak1, whose product is annotated as pseudopodium-enriched atypical kinase 1. Bases 464 to 6235 code for a protein of 1923 amino acids. The transcript is spliced from 7 exons. The record is from RefSeq and is a predicted model, not a curated record. Lineage: Eukaryota; Metazoa; Chordata; Actinopteri; Clupeiformes; Clupeidae. Gene Ontology annotation, molecular function: protein kinase activity; ATP binding. Gene Ontology annotation, biological process: protein phosphorylation.